AGAGGAAAAAUAUAUAUAUCAAAACAUCAACUGCUUCUUCCUCUAAUUCCUAGAGAGAAAGACAAGAUCUUGGAGGAGAUUGGAAUUUUUCUUCUUUUUUAGUCUCAAUUUUCCCUGAGAAAGAACAUUGCUUUCUUCCCAGGAGAAAAGAAAAAAAAAAAAAAAUUCUUAAAAAUCCAAUCUUUUUCUCAUAAUUCUCUUGGUGUUUUCUGCUCUCCCUCGUUAUAUGUCUGAUAUAAUCAUCUUUUCUCCGUGUAUUUAAUCCAUUUUCAUGGGAAUUACAAUACCCACCAAUGUUUUUAUUUUUUCUUUCUUGAAGUGCAGACAUUUUCUGGGGAGUAUUUGAAGUCAUCUCCGCAGAUCUAUUGGGUAUAUAGAAUACAGAAAUAUUCUUCAGAGACAGAAGAGGGGCAUGGAUAAGUUACAGUGGGGGAGUAGGAAAAGACUGAGAUGUAUGAAGGUGAAGGAAUCGGUUUCAAAUGGGAAAUCUGAUGGGGGUGGGGGUGUGGUGAAGAGGAAAAUCACAUCUAGAGUUGUUGAUAAUAGCAAAGAGGCUAAUGUUGCUGCUGCUGCUUCAUCUCCUUGUCGUAUCAACAGGGAUCUGGGGACGAAUAGAUCUAAUGGAAACAACGAGAAUAAAAAGACAACAGCAUUGUCGCCAGAGAAAGAAGAUAGGUAUUACACGACGAGAGGAUCGGUAGGAUUGGAUGAGCAUAGCAAGUUAUUUAUGGACUCGAGGGAGGAGAAGAAGAAGGUGGUUUGGCCAAAACUGCUCGUCACACUAUCCAGUAAAGAAAAAGAAGAAGAUUUCAUGGCCAUGAAAGGUUGUAAACUUCCUCAGAGGCCUAAGAAGAGGGCAAAGUUGAUUCAAAGAACCAUUCUUUUGGUGACUCCAGGUACAUGGUUGUCAGAUUUGUGCCAAGAGAGGUAUGAAGUGAGGGAGAAGAAGACUUCCAAGAAGAAGCCAAGAGGGUUAAAGGCAAUGGGAAGCAUGGAAAGCGACUCGGAAUGAGAUUUGGGAGAAGAAAAGAUAAGAGGAGAGGGUGGAGAUGGAGAUUGAUUUGAUAUUUUCCCUUUUGGUAACUUGUAGUAGUGAUAGAUAGUGUUGAGGGGGUAGAAAUUUGGGCUGUGCUGUUCUAAUCUCAUUCCCAUUUUGAUGUUAAUACAGUUUCCAGAUUGUGUUUAUUUGUGCAUUUGCUUCCCUUGAUUUCAUGCUAUGUUAAAAAUUCACUGCAUUAUUUUAUGGCUUCUGCCUUUACAUUUCUUGA
This is a messenger RNA of Ipomoea nil (Japanese morning glory), 1268 nucleotides long. RefSeq lists its product as uncharacterized. Lineage: Eukaryota; Viridiplantae; Streptophyta; Magnoliopsida; Solanales; Convolvulaceae. The record is from RefSeq and is a predicted model, not a curated record. The coding region runs from base 413 to 1012 and encodes 199 amino acids. The transcript is spliced from 5 exons.